Molecule: messenger RNA, 1123 nt
Organism: Spinacia oleracea (spinach)
Lineage: Eukaryota; Viridiplantae; Streptophyta; Magnoliopsida; Caryophyllales; Amaranthaceae
Product: BURP domain-containing protein BNM2C
Exons: 3
Coding region: 102-989 (295 amino acids)
Source: RefSeq, a predicted model, not a curated record
CACUCAAUAUAAUAAUGGAAGACAUAUUUCAUUUUUUUUAUAUUUAAAUUUACAUUAUAAAAGGAACUCAUCCUAGUUAUUUUCCACAUAUAGUUGCAGAUAUGGAGUGCAACAGUAUGAGAAUCUUGUUCAUAUUUCUGCUCUCAGUUACUCCCUUGAUUAGUUGUGCUGCAAUUGGAGAAGAAGUUGCAAGUAAUGAAAAUGAUCAUGUUCCUGUUAAUCAUCAUCAUGAUCAUGGUCAUUCAACACCUCACAUCGACCAUUCUGUACAAGCAUUCUUCACCCCUGAAGACCUUAAAGAAGGAAAUGUAAUACCAACUAUGUUUCGAGGUCGAUACCCGUCUUCGAGUUCUCCUCGUUUACUUCCUAGGGAAGAAGCUGAUUCAAUACCUUUCUUACACUCUAAACUCCCUUAUCUUCUUCACCUCUUCGGCUUCGCUCAAGCUUCGGCUCGAGCGAAUGCCGUUGAAGAAACCCUAAGACAAUGCCUAAUCGACAAACCGAUCCAAGGAGAAACUAAGACCUGUGCUACCUCCUUAGAGUCUAUGCUCGAUUUUGUGCAACAAAUCUUUGGUUCAUCAACCAAAUUUAAGGCCUUGAGUACUAAAACUUUCGCAAAAUCUGGAACAGGGAGUAAUAUUAUACAAAACUAUACCAUAACGAAGGAACCUAGACAAGUACCAUCUCCGAAAAUGGUUGCUUGUCAUACAUUGCCGUACCCAUAUGUAGUGUACUAUUGUCAUCACCAAGAAAGCGAAAGUAAGGUGUUUAAAGUUUCAUUAAGGGGUGAAGUAAAUAACAAUAUUGUGGAAGCUAUUUCUGUAUGUCAUCUGGAUACCUCUCAAUGGAGUCCGAAUCAUCCGUCGUUUCAAGUUUUGGGACUCAAACCUGGUUCAUCUCCAAUUUGUCAUUUCUUUCCUGCUGAUAAUCUUGUUUGGGUGCCAUUAUUUGAUACUCAAGACUUAGGUUAUAAGGUUUUAAGUACUUAAAUAUAUGCUUUUCUACUAAUCACUGUUUGGAAUUCAUAAUAAGUACUAAGUAAGUGAUUAGUUAUUUGGAAUAUAUUAUUGCUACUAUGAAGUUGUGAAGUUAAAAUAAAGUUAUGUAAAUGUUGUCUCUCUAA